Molecule: messenger RNA, 1263 nt
Organism: Trichobilharzia regenti
Lineage: Eukaryota; Metazoa; Platyhelminthes; Trematoda; Strigeidida; Schistosomatidae
Source: the annotation of a GenBank genome assembly
CCAAGGCAAAAUAUAUAGACAAACAGAAGGUGUAGCAAUGGGAUCACCAAUAUCCCCUAUCGUAGCAGACAUAUUUAUGGACAGCUGGGAAAAUAGUGCCCUCAAUACAUUUAACCCUACUCCGAAAAUAUGGUGGAGAUAUGUGGAUGACACUUUCACAGUGUUAAAAACAGAACACAUCUCUAGCUUCUUGACACAUAUAAACUCACAAGUUGAGGGAAUAAAAUUCACAUUUGAAUCAGAAAAUGAACAAGGAGAAUUAGCUAUGUUAGAUUGUAAGAUAAAAAGAAUAGAAGAAGGCAAACUACACACUAGUGUUUAUAGAAAACCAACGCAUUCUAAUAGAUAUUUAGACUUUAAUUCGUCUCAUCCUUUAACUGUUAAGGCAGGCUUAGUUAAAUGUUUAACAAACCGAGCAGUGGCACUAAGUAGCACAAAAAAAGAUCUAAAUGAUGAAUUAAAACAGAUAGAAGAAGCGUUGGUGUUGAAUAACUAUCCUAUAAAAUUCAUUAGGAAGAUCAUUAAAGGCCAAAAACAAAAUAAAAAUAAUUGUGAAACUAGUAAUAAUAACAUAAAUAAGAAAGAAUAUAAGUCAUCCACAGUUAUACCAUAUAAAGAGGGGACAUCUGAGACACUACGUAGGAUUCUGAAUAAAAUAGGAAUUAGGGUGGCAUUUAAACCUACAAACUCACUCAGGGACAAGCUCUGUAGGUUAAAGGACCCAGUUGACCCAAUUAGACAAAAUAAUAUUAUUUACAAAAUACCAUGCAAUGACUGUGAGGUCAACUACAUAGGUCAAACUAGUAGGUCAGGGGUAGUCAGAUUGUCAGAGCAUAAAAAUUUAGCUAAGGUAAGAAUGGUUGACCCCGAGAAGAUAAAUAAUUUAGAAAAAAGCUCAGCAAUUGCAAUGCAUGCGCUAACACACAACCACACAAUAGGGUGGGAGAGGGUUAAAAUUCUAAAAAGUAAUCUAGGUAGGUGGAGAGAGAGGUUGAUUACUGAAUCCUUGUUCAUCGAGUCUACACCCAACACAUGCAAUAGGAAUGACUCGUCACUCAUACCUGAAAUAUGGAAAAUACUAUUACCAAUCAAAUCAAGUGAAAAUCAAGAGAAAAACAAUGGAACUAUAUAAAUGAAUUUAGGAAGUCGUGUGAUUACCUUGAUAUGAUUAUGAGCAAUAAAUUGUGCUCGAAACGUCAUCAGUUCAUAUAACUGUAAACACUGUGCGAUUUAUCAAAAUAAAAAUCUUAUCUAUAAUGGAAU